Molecule: messenger RNA, 582 nt
Organism: Pestalotiopsis fici W106-1
Lineage: Eukaryota; Fungi; Ascomycota; Sordariomycetes; Amphisphaeriales; Sporocadaceae
Exons: 1
Coding region: 1-582 (193 amino acids)
Source: RefSeq, a predicted model, not a curated record
AUGGCACGGCUCGAAGUCGAGGAUGAGAAUUACGCGGUUUGUCGCCAAGCUAUCGGCGUGCUCCAACAUCAGACGAUCCUCUCCAAAGAAGUGACUAAGAUGAUCACACAGCUUGAGAAAUUUACUUCUCGAGUUCAACCAGAUAUAAUCUCGAUAUUCAGAGUGAGAUCAGAUCUGCCAGAGGACGUCAUACGAGGCCUCAAAGACCUAGUGAACCACAAGUCUCUAGAGGUCCGUGAAAUAGCAGCGUGGACUCUUAGACAGCAGCCAAUACUUCCACGUGAUGUCCUCGAAGCAGUUAUAAGACAGUUGGAGGAUAGGGACGAAGCUAAGAUACGAGCAGCAGUCGGCAUUAUGGACAGAGGACGGACGCUUGAUGGCGAGCUCAUUGAUCUCAUUAUAGAUUGCUCCCGAGACAAAUACCCAAGUACACGGAAGGCUGCAGUCGAUGUGCUUGGACGUCAGCAAGAUUUAUUGCCAGCAGCCGUCGAUGCGCUUAAAGCGCUGGUCGAAGAUACGGACGUAAACGUUGGAGACGCAGCGAUCGAGGUUCUAAAGAAGCAUCGAAUACCCUUAGCAUAA